Molecule: messenger RNA, 1671 nt
Organism: Phaeoacremonium minimum UCRPA7
Lineage: Eukaryota; Fungi; Ascomycota; Sordariomycetes; Togniniales; Togniniaceae
Product: putative translation initiation factor eif-2b subunit family protein
Exons: 2
Coding region: 1-1671 (556 amino acids)
Molecular function (GO): S-methyl-5-thioribose-1-phosphate isomerase activity
Source: RefSeq, a predicted model, not a curated record
AUGGCUACCGAGAAGCCACCACUUAAGAAACGGUCUGUUGUAUCGUCAUUCAUCUACAAGUAUGUUGACGAGAACGGCGAGCGGAAGCCGAAAGUUGCCCUCUUCAGGCGUAGCGACAAGGUCAACACCUACCAACAUCGUCUAGCCGUUAUAUCGGGUAGCAUUGAGAAGACGGAUCCAUCUCCCCUAGUUGCUGCCUGGCGAGAGCUUCAAGAGGAAACUACACUCACAGCGCAGUCUCUCGAACUUCUGCGCGAAGGGAAACCGUAUGUCUUGCCUGAUGAGGAUAUCGGACGAGAGUGGACCAUCUAUCCCUUUGCUUUCCGCCUGAAGGACCCUGAAGAGGGCGGCAAAGGCGAAGGCGGCAUCACGAUCGACUGGGAGCAUGAGAGCUGGGGCUGGUAUGACCCUUUCGAGGUUGUCGACUCGGAUGAAUUUGGCGGCGUUCCAAAGCUUGCCGAGUCUUUGAGGCGCGUAUGGUUCGAGAAAGACCUGGGUGAGGCUGCUGGCAAGCUGCUGGCCGAAGGUCUAGACAAACUGAAGCACGAUCACCAGAGCGGGGCGCGGCAGCUUGCCGGUGUCGCCUUGCAGACGCUGCGCGAUAUCAUCGCAACGCUCGAUUCACCUGAGCCGUCCGACGAAUGGUGGGCCAAGGUGAGGUUUGCGGCCUGGCAUAUCUGGAAGAAUGGGCGUGAAAGCAUGGGGGCCGCUAUUAUGAAUGCAUUGGUUUCGGCACUAAAGAGCACAGAAGAGACACUACGGCAGCACAAGGAACAUCCUGCUUCAGCCCAUUCCAUGAAGUGGCGCGACGCCGUCCUAGGAGACUUGGAGCGGCGCAUUUCUUUGAGGGGAACAGAUUCUGUCCGGAUAAUCUCCGAAUCGUUCGCCAAGUAUCUGUCUGAUGGCUUUGCGCCGGAAGAGGGCGCCGGCAGGUUGAUCAGGAUUCUCACCCUGUCUGAAAGCUCAACGAUCAUAGCGUGCCUCAAACAUGCCGUCCUACAUACAAAUGCUUGCUUUGACUUGAGGGUCCUGGAGUCACGCCCACUAUUUGAAGGCGUAUCACUUGUAGGGACGCUGACCAACGAGCUACUGGCUACACAAGCCACCCUCCACGAAGCUGAAGCUGACCCCAACGCUCCCCCAAAACUCAAGAUUACCCUCUUUACCGAUGCGUCGGCGGCACUUGCUUCCGUAGACGUCGACAUCGUCCUCAUUGGCGCAGACCGCAUCGCAGCUUCGGGUGCUGUUAGCAACAAGACGGGCUCGCUCCCGGCCGUUCUGAGCGCCAAGCACAUAUCUCCCAAGUCCAAGACGGUCGUCAUUGGUGAGUCCGAGAAGGUGGCUCCUCCUGGCAACCCGGCGGACCACGUCGUAGAGGACAAUGAUCCCGUGCAGCUUUUGCGGGCCUGGAAGAGUGAAUACAACAGCGAUCGAGUCAGGCACACCGCGGGUACGAUAGCCAGGGUGGUGGGGUCAGAGGUCGGCGGUGAGGCUACGUCAGGCGGCUUUGACGGCACAAAGGUAGCGGUAUCUAAUGUCUUUUUCGAGUGGGUCGGCCCUGAGUUGGUCGACGUCUAUGUCACGGAGUUCGGCCUCUGGACUGUGAAGGAUAUCGAACGACAUUCCGGCACACUGGGGUCGGAGGUCGACCGGCUUUUCAAAGAUAUUUGA